Molecule: messenger RNA, 1091 nt
Organism: Schistocerca cancellata (South American locust)
Lineage: Eukaryota; Metazoa; Arthropoda; Insecta; Orthoptera; Acrididae
Product: low-density lipoprotein receptor-like
Exons: 5
Coding region: 6-713 (235 amino acids)
Cellular component (GO): plasma membrane
Molecular function (GO): protein binding
Source: RefSeq, a predicted model, not a curated record
AUGAAAUGGGAUGUGGACCACCAGUUGAUAUGAACUGCACAGCUGAGGAGUUUGUGUGUCCUGAUGGAACCUGCCUGUCACGUAGCCGUGUCUGUGAUGGUGUCGUCAACUGUCUUGGGGGCAGCGACGAGAAGGGGCCUUGCCCUUCCUAUGAUUCUUCGGCGGAAAGUACUGCAUCAUCAGAGACAGAGGUUUCAACCGCAGAUGUGAAACCAGUGGACACACAAGAUAACACUGGAAAUGACAUCCACAUACCACCAGAAGUAAACAGCACAGUGGGUGCAAACAAAACUAGAGAACUGUAUGACUGCAAAGACGAUGAAUUUCAUUGUCAUGAUGGUUCCUGUGUUGACUGGAACCUUCUGUGUGACAUGGUAGCCCAUUGCCCAGAUGGCAGUGAUGAAGUCGAAGGCUGCCUCUUGAGGAAAGGUUGUGGUGAUGCAUUUCGUUGUGGUUCUGGCCAUUGCCUGCCUAAGGAAUGGGUCUGUGAUGGCAAUGUUGACUGUGUUGAUGGAUCUGAUGAAGAUGAUUGCCAUAAGAUUCCUGAACCAGAUGAGACCCAAGACACACUAAGACGAUCAAGAAAGGAUGUUGGAAUGGACCGUCUUAUGGAAAUACAGCUGGAAAUUGCCAAACAGGAACGCUUCAAUCAACAACAUUUGUAUCAACUCAAGGCAAGUAAAAUAAAUGUUGAAGUCAUUAUGUCUCAAUAGUUCAGACAAUAUCUCACUCUUAUGGCAAAUUUAAACAAUAAUUUGAACAUAACAGCACAAAGUCAAGUCUGAAAUAUAACACCCAUGGGAAGAAGCUAUUUCUCAGCUUACAGAUUCAGUUGAAGCCAGUCACAUCAUUUUAUAAAUAAGGAGUUCCUCUCAAAGCAGAGUCAGAGAAACCUGUUGAGGACAUGAAGAAAUUGUAUGGAGAUGGAAAAGAAAUAAAAAUAUCAGACUGAGAAAGUGCAAGAAAAGAAGUAGUGCAAAUAAAAAGAGAACAGAAAUGGCUUGAUGAGAGAGCCCUGGUAUGAGGCAGGAUUAGUAAUAAGAACAUGUCAGAUCAAAGCACGGUUUAUAAAACAGGGUUGACAACGGCAU